CAUAAAAUAGAAACACGUGCAAACUUUAAAGAUGGUGGAUUGUAGUACACGCAGAAUUCUGCAAUUGUAAAUACUCGUCUUUCCCGUGAGAAUCCAGGUAAUUGGAUCAUGUCCAGGCUUAUUGUUAGGAACUUACCAAAGACGAUAAAGGAAGAAAGGAUUCGUUCUAUUUUCGUGGCAAAAGGAGAAUUAACAGAUGUCAAAUUAUGCUUCACAAAGGAUGGGAAGUUUCGACGGUUUGGGUUUAUUGGUUAUAAAACUGAAGAAGAAGCGAAAGCUGCGCUGAACCAUUUUAACAAAUCGUUUAUUGACACCUCAAAGAUAUUCGUAGAUGUCGCUAAAAACCUUGGAGAUGAAACACUUCCACGGCCUUGGAGCAAAUAUUCUCAAGGCAGCUCUGCAAAUGAGAGACUGAAAAAGAGCUUAGAAGGAAAGAACGAGAAGUUAAAAACCCAGCACUCAGAACGCAUAGAAAUAGAAAAUUGUGAAUCAGAUGGGUUAAGGAAGAAAAAAGAUAAGAAAAAGAAAAAGAGGGCAAAAAUUUUAGGUGAUCUUGAAGAUGAUGUUGAAUUUCAGGAGUUCUUAAGUGUGCAUAAAAACCGUGGCUCGAAGCAAACCUGGAGCAAUGACAACAUAGAAUGUGGAGAGGCAGAAUCAAGUGCAUAUCAGAACCAUAGGGGAAGAAAGGAAAUUUCUGCUCAGAACAAGCAUUCUGAGGAACAAGUAAAAUAUGAUGAUUCUGAUGGAAGUGAAAAUGAAGAUGAAGUCUGUGAUGUGUCAGGAGUAACAAGAGUUUCAGAGGGAGGGAAUGAUUCAAAAGACAACAAGGAAAGUGAUGAAGAAGCCAGAAUGGCUAAGGAUUCUAAACUCUCUGAUAUGGAUUACUUAAAAUCAAAAGUUGUUUCAAACACACAGAGUCCUCUCAAAACUAUGACAAGCAAAAAAUCUCAGAAGUGGAAAAGAGUCGAUGGAGAGGAUGAAGAAGAGAGAGAGAAAGAAAAAUUUGGUGAGGAAUUUUUGGAUACUAGCGGAAGCAAAAAUGAUCAAGACAGUAAUGAUGGUGAUAAUGACAAGGAUAAUGAUGAAGAAAAGACUGAUGAUGAUGAUGAUUGUAGUGGCAGUGACACAAAUAAUGAUGGUGCAGAUACCAUUGGUAAUAAUGAUGAAAAAAUCAAGCAUGAGAGACCAAAGGAUGCUGUUGCAUGUGGAACAAUAAAGAUGAAAGGGUUGCCCUUCAAAGCAAAAAACCAACACAUCAAAGACUUUUUUGCACCACUGAAAAUGCUGGACAUAAGAAUAAUUAAAAAUCACCAAGGAAAGCCCACAGGCUGCGGUUUUGUAGAUUUUUCAAAUGAGAAGGAUAUUAAGGAGGCACUAAAAAGAGAUCGGGAUUUCAUCCAGGGUAGAUACAUUGAGUUGUCUAGAGUCAAAGAGGAACAACAGUUGAACCAUGAGACUGAGAAGGAUAAACCUUGGAUGAAGAAAUUAGCAGCUCAAGGAGAAGAGGGUGAAUUUGAAAGCAUUGCAGAGUCUGGCCGUCUCUUUCUCCGUAACUUGGCCUUUAGUUGUUCAGAGGAAGACUUGCAAAACCUGUUUGACAAGUUUGGUCCUCUAACAGAGACAUAUCUACCACUGGACAAGACUACAAAUAAACCCAUAGGAAUUGGGUUUGUCACAUUUGUUAUGCCAGAGCAUGCUGUGAAGGCUUUUAAUGAACUUGAUGGCAAAGUAUUUCAAGGAAGACUGCUCCACAUCUUACCAUCCAAGGCUAAGGAAACUAAAGAAGAUGAAAAAACAGAUGCAACAACAUCCUUCAAGUCCAAUCGUGAUGCAAAAAAGAAAAGUCUCAGCAGUCAUGACCACAAUUGGAACACAUUGUUUUUGGGAAUGAAUGCUGUUGCUGAUGCAAUGGCCGAUCAGUAUCACACCACAAAGGGGAGCAUUUUAGAUGGUGCUUCUUCUAGAAGUUUGGCUGUACGUAUGGCCCUUGGGGAGACACAAGUUGUUACAGAGACAAGGAAGUUUCUUGUAUCUCAAGGAGUCCAGCUUGAUGUUUUUGGACAGCCCUCGCCGAAAAGGAGUAAGACAGUUAUGUUGGUGAAAAAUCUACCUUUCAACACAUCAAGUGAAGAGCUAAUGAACAUUUUUUCACCAUUUGGAAAAGUGGCAAGGCUUGUGUUGCCUCCAUCAGGAAUCACAGCUCUUGUGGAGUUCUUUGAGCCAAGCAUGGCAAAGAAGGCCUUCCAAAAGUUGGCAUAUAGUAAAUUUAAACAUGUUCCAUUGUACUUGGAGUGGGCUCCUUUGGAUGUUUUCUCCAAAAAACCUGAAGAAAAGAAGGAAGAAGAGAUGGCAACAGAACAAAAAUUGACCGCUGACAAGGGAAAAGAAUCAGCUGAGGAGAAAGCAACGGAUGAUGCAGAUGAUGACGGUGAUGUUUCAGAAAAUGCGGAAGGCACAACUGUCUUUGUGAAAAACUUGAACUUUGAAACAUCGGAAGAAACACUGAAAGAGGCAUUUUCCAAGAUUGGUCCGCUGCUUACGGCAACAAUCGCCAAGAAGAAGGAUCCUAAAAAGCCUGGAAAUUUGCUUUCCAUGGGUUACGGAUUUGUAGAAUACAAGAAAAGAUCGGACGCUUUACGAGCAAUUACAGAACUCCAGAAAUCCCUCAUCGAAGGUUAUACUCUGGAACUCAAGAUGUCUCACAGGAAACCAAGUGAGAAAGUAACACAGCGUAAAUCUGCUUCGACCAAGAAGCAAACCAGUUCUAAAAUCCUAGUGCGAAAUGUUCCUUUUGAAGCGUCAAAGAAAGAAAUCAAAGAACUUUUUGGCACUUUUGGGGAGAUAAAGACACUGAGGCUUCCUCAGAAGUUGUCUGGAACUGGUUCUCAUAGAGGAUUUGCAUUUGUUGAUUUUCUCACCAAACAAGAUGCUAAACGCGCGUUUGAGUCCCUCUGUAGCAGUACCCAUUUGUAUGGGCGAAGACUGGUACUGGAAUGGGCCGAGGACGAAGACAGCGUGGAUGCUUUGAGAAAGAGAACCGCUGAACACUUUCAUGGCACUCCAAAAGCCGCUAAGAAAAAGAAGGAUAUUCUGGACGAUCUUCUCGACUCAGAAAUGCAGGAAUGACUGAGCAAUACUCUGUAGCAGGCAGUCGUUUCUCUACGGUCCCAGUUAUCCGAUGUAAUUUCCAAGAUAUGGUCCAACGAGGGAAUAAAAGAAGUAUUUUGAGCGAGGGCCUCUCUCAAGGAACGCAUAUUCAUGUCUCGCAGAAAAUAACUCGCCACGAAUUUGAAUUUUUGCCGUCAAUUUCCGUGGCUGUGAUGACGAAGCCGUUUUUCUUCUCGCCAGCCUAACGCUUGAAGAGGACAAGACAUGAAAUUCACUGUAAACACUUCUCUAUGAUGUGGUAUGGAUGAACAUCAAAUUUUCUCAACAGUUUUGAGGUGAAACAAUUGACAAUUGGUUACAGGAAUCUACUUUCUCAGCUUUACGAGAACUAGGGAAGUCGAUAUAAUCCUUUACUAGGAAAAAAGUCAACGGCGAGUGAAGACGGUAUCUUGUGACAAGACAAUGAACUUUUUUUAAUUUCUCUGAAUGUUCUCCUGACACUUACUUUGUGCUAGUCUGCAAGAAAUAAAGCUAAAAACUAGUGAGAGGGAGAAGCGAAAAGUGUUGACAAGUGUUGGAAAUGAUGGAAACUGAUGGAAACGAACCAAAAUAAAACGAAAAAUAUGUGGAUUGGA
Stylophora pistillata is the source of this 3743-nucleotide messenger RNA. Its product is annotated as putative RNA-binding protein 19. The record is from RefSeq and is a predicted model, not a curated record. NCBI's taxonomy places the organism in Eukaryota, Metazoa, Cnidaria, Anthozoa, Scleractinia, Pocilloporidae. Gene Ontology annotation, cellular component: nucleolus. Gene Ontology annotation, molecular function: mRNA binding.